Molecule: messenger RNA, 965 nt
Organism: Lactuca sativa (garden lettuce)
Lineage: Eukaryota; Viridiplantae; Streptophyta; Magnoliopsida; Asterales; Asteraceae
Product: late embryogenesis abundant protein
Biological process (GO): defense response to other organism
Cellular component (GO): plasma membrane
Source: RefSeq, a predicted model, not a curated record
UCAGGGUAACGUACCUUAACGUUGCCCACCAAUUAGACCCAAAGAUCUGCGCUCACCCCCUCCUCCAAACCUCCUAUAUUUUCUCUCUCGUAACCUUAAUCGCUUUAAAACCCCCCAUAAUAUCCACCAUUUACAUUUCCAAUCCCUCUAUGCUGCCCAAAUAUUUACAGUUAGCCCCCUCCUCCCAGUCUCAAUGCCAAAGCAACCGGUACUAGGUCGACAACGCCGCACCAACCCCUUCAUCUGGUGCUUCGCCGUUAUCUGCUCACUCAUCGCCACCUCCGUAAUCAUCGCCGGAAUAGUUGUAUUUUCAGGAUACCUUGUGAUCCGACCAAAAAUGCCGCUCCUCUCCGUCCGUGCAUCUCGUCUGGAUCAUCUUUACUAUGAUCGAACAGGUGUUAUGGCUGUACGAUUAACGAUCCUGAUCCGUGCAGAGAACCAUAACCAGAAAGCACAUGCGACCUUCUAUGACACCAGAUUGUUACUCGGUUACCACGGGCAGAACAUCGCACGACUGGUGGCGAAUCCGUUCGACGUUGGGAAGAAUGCGACGAGGGAGUUGAAUUAUGUGGUGGAGUCGUCGCCGAUUCCGCUGCCGCCGGAGGAACAGUAUUUGACACAGCAAUCGUUGAGUAAAAGUAAGUUGAUGUUGUUCUUCUUGAAAGGGAGUUCGAGGACGAUGUGGAGAGUUGGCCCGUUGGGAUCUGUCAAGUUCUGGCUGCAUAUGGAUUGUGAGCUCCUGUUGCCCGUCAAUGGCAGCGUGGUAAACUCCCAUUGUAGCACAAAAUCACAUUGAUAUAAAGGUUUUUUUUUUUUUUUUUUUUUUCUCUCCGAAAUCAUGAAGAAAGAGUCCUACUUUAAUGUGUAGAUUUAGAGCCUCAAUCAUUUCAUUCGUUAAUAUUUAAAUAUGUUUAUCAUAAUAUUUUAAAUAUCAAAAUCAAUGACACAGUAUAGUUUGAUGUGUA